AACAUAUACCCCGCACCGCCAAAAUGGAAUACGUCAACCUCGGCAAGUCCGGCCUCAAAAUCUCCAAAAUCAUCCUCGGCUGCAUGUCCUACGGCACCCCCGCCUGGCAAGACUGGGUGCUCGACGAAUCCACCGCGCUCCCCCUCAUCGAACACGCCUACAACCGCGGCAUCAACACCUGGGACACAGCCGACAUCUACUCGCACGGCGUAUCCGAGGAAAUCCUCGGCAAGGCGCUGCGCCAGUACAACAUCCCGCGCAACCGCGUCGUCAUUCUCACCAAGUGCUACUUUGGCGUCGACGACGCGGGCGGCCAGCCUCCUAUCUCGACGUCGGGAAGGAAUGAGGGGAAGUUUGUGAAUCGCGUGGGGCUGUCGCGGAAGCAUAUUUUUGAUGCGGUUGAGGAGAGUGUGCAGCGCCUCGGGACGUAUAUUGAUGUGUUGCAGAUACAUCGCCUGGAUCGGGACACGCCGAGGGAGGAGAUCAUGAGGGCGUUGAAUGAUGUUGUUGAGAGUGGGAAGGUUAGGUAUAUUGGGGCUAGUACUAUGGCAGCCUGGGAAUUCCAAACCCUCCAAAACAUAGCCACCCAAAACGGAUGGCACAAAUUCAUCAGCAUGCAAAACUACCACAACCUGCUGGCCCGCGAAGAAGAGCGCGAAAUGAUCCCCUACUGCAACGACUCCGGCGUGGGCCUCAUCCCGUGCGCGCGGUCGUCGACGCGCGAGGCGACGGACGGGGCGCUGAAGAUGCUUGUGCGCGGGCGGGAGAGCGAAGCUGACAAGGCGAUUGUGGAGCGCGUGGAGGAGGUUGCGAGGAAGAGGGGGCUUUCGAUGGCGCAGGUGGCGAUUGCGUGGUCGUUGGGUCGGAGGGGUGUGAAUCCCAUUUUAGGGCUCUCGUCGAAGGAGAGGAUUGAUGAGGCUGUUGAGGCUACGAAGGUUGUUUUGAGUCCUGAGGAGAUUGCGUAUCUUGAGGAGAUGUAUGUGCCGAAGGGGUUGACUGCUUUGGAGAGGUAGAUUAUACAUACAUAUAGUAUGAGUGGUUAGGUUUAGG
Aspergillus campestris IBT 28561 is the source of this 1050-nucleotide messenger RNA. Its product is annotated as aldo/keto reductase. The transcript has 4 exons. The coding region runs from base 24 to 1013 and encodes 329 amino acids. Lineage: Eukaryota; Fungi; Ascomycota; Eurotiomycetes; Eurotiales; Aspergillaceae. The record is from RefSeq and is a predicted model, not a curated record.